Messenger RNA from Amorphotheca resinae ATCC 22711, 1330 nucleotides. RefSeq lists its product as hypothetical. NCBI's taxonomy places the organism in Eukaryota, Fungi, Ascomycota, Leotiomycetes, Helotiales, Amorphothecaceae. The record is from RefSeq and is a predicted model, not a curated record. Gene Ontology annotation, molecular function: oxidoreductase activity, acting on the CH-OH group of donors, NAD or NADP as acceptor. The coding region runs from base 310 to 1173 and encodes 287 amino acids. The transcript has 2 exons.
UUGAUCAUCUAUCACUUCGUAUCCCUGUUGCGAGAAAGCAAGUAAUCCAUGUAAUAUGGGGAAGCCAAGCCGAAGACAAUCCUCCCUUAUCCUGGUCUGUCUAUUUAAGACUCUAAUCAUUGUGAGAGCUGCUUAAACCACGCCCCCCCAGACUUCACGCCGCUCUGGUCUUCCUCUCUCUUUUGCCCUCGAAGACAACUUCUCUCUCUUUGGCCUUCUCCCCUUCAUUCACACCUGUCGCUCCUGAAGGCGUCGCAAUAUCCAUCAAUCCCCAUCAAUCAUAUCUAUCGAUCGAUCGACCUCUCGACAAUGGCUACCUCUGUUCUGCCGCAUAUUGGCUCUCUUGCAGGUAAGAUCGCGAUUGUGACCGGCUCGUCCUCUGGCCUCGGCCGCGCAAUCUCCCUCGCCUACGCCGCCAGUGGAGCUUCUGUUGUCUGCGCAGACCUCUCCCCGAAUGCUCCGGAAUCAUCACCCGGCCCCAGAAUCCCCACGCACGAGCUGCUAAAUGCACAAAGUGCCAACGGCAAACCAAGAUCCAUCUUCGUGGAAUGCGACAUGACAAAAGCUGCAAGCGUGGAGGCUACGGUCGCUCGAGCCGUCCAAGAGUUUGGCCGCCUGGACAUCAUGGUGAACAACGCCGGCAUCCUCGCAGAAGCGAAAGCGGGCAAAGUUUUCCCACGUAUUCAAGACACGCCCGAGUCAGUCUGGGACGCCGACAUGGCAGUCAAUGGCAAAGGCGUUUGGCUUGGCUGCAAGUACGCCAUAGCGCAGAUGCUACGCCAGGAGCCUUGGGGAGGCCCUACCGGAGAUCGAGGUUGGGUGAUCAACAUGUGCAGUAUUGUUGGCCUGGUCGGAUUCUCGGGCACAUCCUGCUACUCAGCAACCAAGGGCGCAGUGCUGCAGAUGACCAAGGCGGUGGCAUUGGAAUGUGCCAAGGACAGGAUUCACGUGAAUUGCAUUAACCCAGGAUUCACCGAUACAAACAUGCUGGCGCCUCUCAAAGCGGAGCACGGUACGGAGAAAGCGGAAUCCAUGCUGGCAGCGUUACAUCCCUGGGGAAGGAUGGGGAGGAUGGAGGAUAUUGCCAAGAUGGCAGUUUUCCUUGCCGGGGACGGAGCGGGUUGGUGUACCGGUGGGGCAUAUGUAGUUGAUGGAGGCUAUACCGCACAAUGAGGAGAACGACGUGGAAGGAUGGGGCUCGCGAGACUGUUUUCUCUCCUAUCUAAUUCCUGUGUGCUAGCUGAGUGAGGGAGGACAGCCACUUGGGGUCGAUAUUCUUCUCUGCUUGAUCAUACCCAAGGAGUAGUCAAUAAGCUAGUCCCAAUCCAUC